Salvia miltiorrhiza (redroot sage) is the source of this 1414-nucleotide messenger RNA. RefSeq lists its product as uncharacterized. Bases 66 to 941 code for a protein of 291 amino acids. NCBI's taxonomy places the organism in Eukaryota, Viridiplantae, Streptophyta, Magnoliopsida, Lamiales, Lamiaceae. The transcript is spliced from 5 exons. The record is from RefSeq and is a predicted model, not a curated record.
AUUAGUUGAAGGGGAAAAAAAAGUUGAAAACGGAAGAAUGAGCAGGCAAAUGAGAAUGAGCAUAAAUGAUAGCGUUGCCUAAAUUUAUAACAACGCUGAUGCACAGAAUACCGAUGGCGGGAAACGCAGAAGAACCGCCGCCGCCGACGGUGGCGGCGGAGGAGGAGGAGACGGAGAACUUGGUGGCGGAGCUAGGCUCGUACAAGGGCCGGGUCAGAUUAGUAAGCGAUUGUGAAGAAGAAAUUAUGCUGCUCUGGGCAAUCCAGCAGCCCAUUUUCUCCAAGAACAAUGCUUUUGUCAAUCAAUCAUCUCUUCAACUCAAAAUCGAUGCUUGCGGCCAUUUGCUCUCCAUUCUCCAGUCCCCAUCUUCUCUGGGCACUCCUGGAGUAACUGGGGCUGUGAUGUGGGACAGUGGCAUUAUUCUUGGGAAGUUCUUAGAGCAUUCUGUUGAAUCUGGAAUGAUUUUGCUUCAAGGGAAGAAUGUUGUUGAGUUGGGCUCCGGCUGUGGAUUAGUUGGCUGCAUUGCUGCUUUAUUGGGAGCUCAUGUAAUUCUGACCGACCUGCCUGAUAGACUGAAGCUACUGAAAAAGAAUGUCGAAACCAAUCUUUAUGGAGACCCUAGAGGGUCUGCAAGGGUGGAAGAACUAACAUGGGGAGAUGAUCUUGACAAAGAUUUCACUGACCCUUUACCUGAUUUUGUGCUUGGCUCAGAUGUUGUAUACAGCGAAGGAGCUGUAACGGAUCUGAUGGAAACACUUGUAGAACUCUGUGGGGAGCAAACCACUGUCAUCUUGGCUGGAGAGCUUCGCAAUGAUGCCAUCCUCGAAUACUUCUUGGAAGCCGCAAGUAAAGAGUUCAUUGUUGGGCGAGUUGAUAAAGAACAAUGGCAUCCAGAUUAUUGCAGUUCACGUGUUGCCAUAUAUGUUUUGGUGAAGAAAUAGAAAGAUUGAACAAGUCAUGUUUAAGAGAACCUUGCGUCUUUUGGCUCGAUAUAUAACACUCGUUUAGUUCACAAGGGGCCAACUCAGCAAUUGCCCGAGAACUUCUGGUGUAACCUAACUGCCUGGUGACAUGCUCGUUCCUACCUACUGUGGAUAAGCUUACUCGAGUAUAAGUUUUGGUGAUUUUUGUUCAAUUGUGACUUGUGAGUAGUCUGCUGCCAGUUUUAGUUUCUGUAAGUCAAUAUAGAACAGCGUCUUCUUGGUUAGCCUUUUAAAUACUUGUUCUAUUGAUGAACGAUCCAUGCCCGUUGCAUUCCAUUUGGUGGCUCCGAAUAAUGGGUUUGUGCUGCGUAGAUGAAAUACUACCUCUGUGCCACAAUGCCAAUGAAACUAGGUUGUAUAUUGUAAAUGAGCUGAGCUACUUGAUCUCGACUGUAUAUAUAAAGGUCAUGUCGCCAAUUGAUAUGGAGUCA